AUGGAGUAUAAUAGGUGGAGUUACGCUUUAAGCCCAAUUGGAGCCACUACCAAACCCCAUCUUGUGGUUAACGUAGCCCUGGCAAUCACCCUGGACGAUGUUUGCACAUCCUCCUAUGUGGCAGCGCACCUACCGGCCAGCGGCUACUACGGCGAUUAUGCGAUCAGCGUGAACGCAGAUUCCGUUACGGCAAACCCGGUCACCAAUUACACUGUUGGCCCUGUGGACUCGCCCAUGUUCCCAGCCGCUAACUUCGACCAUUGUAAUGUGACCUUCACAUACAGUCACGAUGGCCGCGGAGACGCCGUGCUGUUGACUUUCUGGUUGCCCGCGCCCCAUGCCUUCCAGAAUCGAUAUCUGGCUACUGGCGGAGGGGGCUACGCGAUCAAUUCGCGGCUCGGGUCACUUCCUGGUGGUGUGAUGUACGGUGCGGUGGCCAGCCAAACGGAUGGUGGUUUUGGCCAAUAUCAGACAGAUGCGUUAUCUACCUUUCUGAUCCAGAAUGGCACCAUACACUGGCAGAAUGUGUACAUGUUUGGGUAUCAAGCAAUACGAGAGCAGAGCCUGCUCGGAAGGGAAUUCUCGAGACUCUUCUUCAACUUGACUGAGACAGACAAGCUCUACAAGUAUUACCAAGGCUGUUCCGAGGGUGGCCGUGAAGGUUGGAGCCAAGCGCAGCGUUUUGAAGAUGCCUACGACGGGGCUGUCAUCGGCGCUCCAGCCUUUCGAUUUGCCUUCCAACAGGUCCAACAUCUAUAUGCCAACGUUGUCGAACAGACAAUGGGGUACUUCCCGCCCCCUUGCGAGCUUCAGAAGAUCAUGAAUGAGACCAUCGUGGCCUGCGACCCUCUCGAUGGGAAGGCUGACGGUGUAGUCGCACGCAGGGAUUUGUGUACCGCGAACUACAACAUCAACGCGACGCUAGGCCUGCCUUACUCUUGUGCUGCAGCGCCAGCGGGGCCGUUCACUUCUGCCACUCCCGCACAGAACGGUACCGUCUCAGCCCAGGGGAUUGCCCUGGCACAGAAAACACUGGAGGGCCUGCAUGACGACGACGGCAAACGGGCGUACUUCAGCUACACGCCGUCCUCCAGCUUUACUGACGCCCAGACGGUUCUCCUUAAUCUCGAGGAGGGCGAGAACUUGGCAAAUCUCGACAAUGUCACGUACAGCACGCUCCGCGACUGGAUCUGGAAAGGAUGGAAUCGCUACAACGACGUCCUCAUGACCAACUGGCCCGAUAUUUCCCCACUCAAGAACUCGGGCGCCAAGAUCCUGCACUACCACGGCGAGUCUGACUUUUCAAUUUCCACCGCGUCUUCGGUCCGGUACUACGAGCCUGUCCGCUCGAUCCUGAACCCGGGCGCAACAUACAAUGAGAGCAUCGAGGCGAUGAACGACUUCUACAAGCUGUUCCUCGUGCCGGGCGGCGCUCACUGCAACUACAACCCUUAUGAGCCGAACGGGCCGUGGCCACAAACCAACCUUGCGCUACUGAUCGACUGGGUGGAGAAUGGCAAUGAGCCUCUCACCUUAAACGCGACGAUCCUGCAGGGCGAGAACCUGGGCCAGAGUCAGCAGAUAUGCGCAUGGCCUCUCAGGCCGCUCUGGGCAAACAAUGGCACCUCGCUGGAGUGUGUGUACGACCAGAGCAGCAUUGACAGCUGGAAGUAUGAUCUGGAUGCAUUCCCUAUGCCUGUGUACUGA
Molecule: messenger RNA, 1707 nt
Organism: Diaporthe citri
Lineage: Eukaryota; Fungi; Ascomycota; Sordariomycetes; Diaporthales; Diaporthaceae
Exons: 5
Coding region: 1-1707 (568 amino acids)
Source: RefSeq, a predicted model, not a curated record